This is a messenger RNA of Microthlaspi erraticum, 1029 nucleotides long. The record is from the annotation of a GenBank genome assembly. Lineage: Eukaryota; Viridiplantae; Streptophyta; Magnoliopsida; Brassicales; Brassicaceae.
AUGGCUCCAUCAAAGAAGAUUUCGGCGUCGUCGCUGCCUUUUGAGUUAGUAGAAGAGAUACUUCAAAGAACUCCGAUAGAAGCUUUGUUCCGAUUCAAAUCGGUAAGCAAACAAUGGUACGCUCUCUUCAACGACAAGAUAUUCUUCUACAAACACUUAGAUCACUCCAAAGAAGGAUUCAUGCUAAGCGAUCAUAAAUCGUUUAAGCUCUUUAAUGUGGAGCCGAAAGCUCUCUUAAGUCUACCAAAGCCAGACGUGUUACACAAUUGUAUAUUGAUCCACUGCGACGGAUUAUUACUAUUUAGCUUUGUUAAGAUACGUAAGGAUGGUCAUGAAACAAGAAAGCUCGCAGUUUGGAAUCCGGUCUUGAGACGAGUUAAAUGUAUCGAACUCUCGAGGUCUUACCAAAUUCUUGAUUUCUUCGGUUUUGGAUACGACAAUGUAUCCCGUGACAACUACAAGAUCUUGAGGAUCAAUUAUACUGACUUUACUUAUAAGAAGGCCAAAUCACUAGAGAUUGAGAUAUAUGAGUUUAAGUCUAAACUCUGGAGAAGUGUCAAUGCUACUCUCGAAUGCUGUCCACCGUCGGGAGCUGUGUCUUUGAAUGGAGACAUGUAUUUUAUUUCUCAAAAGACGAUAACGGUUGACAACAAAAACAAAAAGUUCAUCCAAAGUUUUGAUUUCUCCACAGAAACAUUUAAGACCAUAUGUUGUGUUCCAGAUGGAGUUGAGUGGUUUAGUUCUGAUCAUAAUACAUUAGUCUUGUCAGGUUUCGGAAGAGAUAGGCUUUCUUUGUUACAACGACAUGAACAUGUGAAGAUUGAUGUGUGGGUUACAAGCAAGGUGACUGAUGAUGGGAUUGUCUCGUGGAGCAAGUACUUUAAUGUAUCUCUCCGGCAUGAUCCCUCAAUCGUAAGCUCCAGUUUUCUAACAGCUUUCAUCCUCAAGAACAAUAAGAUCAUGUUAUUGUAUGAAAGAAAUAGAUGUCAGGAAGACAGAUAUCUACGCCGAUGUCUACGAAAUGGGUGA